Messenger RNA from Candidula unifasciata, 2088 nucleotides. The record is from the annotation of a GenBank genome assembly. Lineage: Eukaryota; Metazoa; Mollusca; Gastropoda; Stylommatophora; Geomitridae.
AUGGAACAGGGAGAUCUAUCGAAGCUUCCACCGCAUCCUGACCUAGAGAAGACCUUCCAACUUGAUGGCUAUCUCCGAAUGUAUGAAACCGAAAUUAAGCGAAGGUAUGGUGUCUUCUAUGAAGUGGUGACAAAGAUCGAGAAAUUAGAAGGUGGGCUUGAGCAGUUCUCAAGAGCUUAUGAAACAUUUGGUGUGCACCGUCAGAUGGAUAACUCCAUCACUGUCACAGAAUGGGCACCUGGUGCUGCCGGCAUAUACCUUCGAGGAGACUUCAAUGACUGGCAUAUUGAGGAGAAGUACGCUUUCCAGCAAGGGGACUUUGGUCGGUGGCACUUGAAAAUUCCUGCAGACACAGAUGGUUCUUGUCUGAUCAAACAUGAAAGCAAACUGAAGCUUGGUAUGAAAUUGCACAACGGCCAUGUUGUUGAUCGCAUCUGUCCAUGGGCACAGCUGGUGAGGCGUCCCAAAAAUGUCCCAAUAUUUGAGCAGAUCUUCUGGGACCCUCCGCAGGUGAUUAAAUAUAAGUUCAUCAAUCAUCAUCCUCAACUUUUGGGUGGCCUGAAGAUCUAUGAAAGCCAUGUUGGAAUAGCAUCAUGGGAAGGCAAAGUGGCAACCUACAAACAGUUCACACAAAAUGUCAUUCCAAGAAUCGUGGACCUGGGAUACAACGCCAUCCAGCUGAUGGCAGUCAUGGAGCACGCAUACUAUGCUAGCUUUGGUUACCAAGUGACCAGCUUUUUUGCUGCAUCCGGCCGCUAUGGCAACCCAGAUGAGCUGAAGGAACUGAUAGACGUGGCCCACGGGCAGGGAAUUGUUGUUCUGUUGGACGUGAUACACAGCCACGCUAGCAAAAACACGGUGGACGGACUGAAUCAAUUUGAUGGGACUAAUGCUUGCUACUUUCAUGACGGUGGGCGAGGAAAUCAUGAUCUCUGGGACUCGAGGCUCUUUAACUACAUGGAGUGGGAAGUGUUACGUUUCCUGCUGUCAAACGUCCGGUGGUGGGUUGAGGAGUACAUGUUUGAUGGUUUCCGUUUUGAUGGCGUGACAUCCAUGCUCUACCACACACAUGGCAUGGGUCAUGGCUUCAGUGGUCACUACGACGAGUACUUCAGCUUGAACACAGACACAGAGUCUCUGACCUAUCUCAUGCUGGCCAACCAUAUGUUGCAUUCUCUGUAUGCUGACUUCAUUAUUACAGUGGCAGAGGAAGUGUCUGGAAUGCCCAUGUUGUGUCGUCCAGUGCUGGAAGGCGGUGGUGGCUUUGACUACAGGCUGGCAAUGGCCAUCCCAGAUUUGUGGAUUAAGAUCCUGAAGGAAUCCUCGGAUGAGAACUGGAACAUGGCCAGUAUCACACAUACGCUAACCAACCGCCGCUAUGGAGAGAAGUGUAUCGCCUAUGCAGAAAGCCACGACCAAGCUCUGGUAGGGGAUAAAACUAUUGCUUUCUGGCUGAUGGACAAGGAGAUGUACACACACAUGUCCAAGCUGAGUGGACCGAGUUUGAUCAUUGACAGGGGCAUAGCUCUACACAAGAUGAUCCGACUGAUCACUUUAGGACUUGGUGGAGAGGCAUAUCUGAACUUCAUUGGUAAUGAAUUUGGACACCCAGAAUGGCUGGACUUCCCUCGCUAUGGCAACAAUGAAAGCUUCCAUUAUGCCAGACGUCAGUUCAACCUUGUGGAUGAUGACAUGCUGAAAUAUCGCUUCCUCAACAACUUUGACAGGGCAAUGAUCCAUCUGGAGUCCAAAUAUAACUGGCUCAGCCACAGCCAGAACUAUGUCAGUUUGAAACAUGAAAGCGACAAGCUGGUCGUCUUUGAAAGGGCUGACACGUUGGUGUUCAUCUUCAACUUCCACCCCACAAAGAGCUACACGGACUACAAGAUCGGUGUCCAGGUUGCUGGUGUCUACAAGAUAGUUCUAGACACAGAUGAUGAGGAAUUUGGUGGUCAUAAGCGGCUUGACCAUAACGUGCAGUUUUUUACAUUCCCGAACCCUUGGUGCAGCCGAGCAAAUCAUACAUAUGUGUACAUACCCAGCCGAUGUGCCUUUGUCUUAGCUAAGAUUGACCAAAUAGCGACUUGA